UUCUGGGAGGCAGUUUUGAGAACAGAUGGGAACACUGGAAAAUUUAGAGGACAUAUGGAGGGACAGUUUUGGGGAAUAGUUUUGGAUGGGUUCGUUUGAGGGGACAAUUUGGACUAUAUUUUGAGGGAUCAUUUUUUGGGAAAAUAUAUUGACAUUUGGAGAACGAUUUCAGAGAAUAUUCAAGGGAUUUUUUUGGAAGGACAUUUUUAGGACAGAUGUUGGGGUCAUUUAGGGGGAUGGUUUUGGAGAAACUUAAGGAAUUUGAAUAUGACAUUUUGGAAUGCAUUACAUGCUAAGUAAGGUUUUUUGGGGAACAGAUCUUGGAACAUUUGGGGGACAAUUGUGGCAUCUUGGGGUCCGUUUAAGAAGGAUGAAUGACAGAGGACAGUUCUGAAGGACAUUUAAAGGGACCCUUUUAGGGGCUCCUAUGGGAAGAUUUUGGAGGUGGGGUGAUGUUGGAAAGGGGGUUUUCACUAAAGGACCGGCUGGGUGCUGAUCUGGGGGAAAUUUAAUAGGAUGAUGCUGGUAGUGGGUGUAGGAUGGACCUGGGGGCAGAUGCUGGGGGAUGCAGACUGGGGGGAUGCUGUCUCAGACCCCCUCCCCAGGACUACCUCCCCCUGCAGCUGUGGCUCAGCCCCACUGACCUUGGCUCCUGCCCGCCCUGCGGCCCCUGCCCCAUCCCGAAGCCGGCAGCCAGAGGCAGGCGCCAGAGCCAGGAGUGGGGCAAAAGUGAUGAGCGGCUGCUGCAGGCCGUGGAGAGCAACGACGUGGCGCGGGUGGCCGCCCUCAUCACCCGCAAGGGGCUGGUGCCCACGAAGCUGGACCCCGAGGGCAAGUCCGCAUUCCACCUGGCUGCCAUGAGGGGAGCAACCAGCUGCCUAGAGGUGAUGCUGGCUCAUGGCGCCAACGUCAUGAGCACGGAUGGGGCAGGUUACAAUGCCCUCCACCUGGCCGCCAAGUAUGGGCACCCACAGUGCUUGAAGCAACUGCUACAGGCGUCCUGCGUGGUGGAUAUUGUGGACAGCAGUGGGUGGACGGCCCUGCAUCAUGCAGCGGCCGGCGGCUGCCUCUCCUGCUCAGAAGUGCUUUGCUCCUUCAAGGCACAUCUGAAUCCCCGAGAUCGGUCAGGUACAACACCCCUUCUCAUAGCGGCUCAGAUGUGUCACACAGAUUUGUGCCGCCUUCUCCUGCAGCAGGGGGCAGCUGCAAAUGACCAGGACCUGCAGGGCAGUAGGACAGCCCUGAUGCUGGCCUGUGAGGGGGCCAGCCCCGAAACAGUGGAGGUGCUGCUGCAGGGUGGGGCCCGGCCAGACAUCACUGACGCACUGGGCCAGGAUGCUGCUCACUACGGUGCCCUAGCAGGAGACAAACUCAUCCUGCACCUCCUGCAGGAGGCAGCCCAGCGCCCCUCACCACCCAGUGAGGAUGACUCAGGCGAGGCAUCAUCUCAGAACUCUGUGUCCAGCCAUGAAAAGCGAGGGGCUCCCAAGAAGCGGAAAGCACCUCAGCCCCCUGCCAGCAUCCCCGUGCCGGAUGACCAAGAUGCCUACGAGGAGAUCACGCGGCUGCGACAGGAGAGGGGUCGCCUGCUGCAGAAGAUCCGGGGCCUAGAGCAGCACCAGGAACAGAGGAAGCAGGAGCUGCCAGAGGCAGAGGCCAGCUCCCUCCACAGCCUGGAGAGACAGGUGCAAGAGCUGCAGCAGCUGCUGGCUGAGAAGCAGGAGGAGAAGGAGAGCCUGGGACGGGAAGUGGAGAGUCUGCAGAGCAGGCUGUCCCUGCUGGAGAAUGAGCGGGAGAAUACCAGCUAUGAUGUGGCCACUCUGCAGGAUGAGGAGGGAGAACUGUCUGACUUUCCAGGGGCCGAGGCUCUGCUCUCCAAACGGCUAAGCCCCUCAGCCCAGGAGCUCUUGGCCUCACUGCAGGAGCAGGUGGCUGCACUCACCAGACAAAACCAGGAGCUGAUGGAGAAGGUCCAGAUCCUGGAGAGCUUCGAGAAGGACGAGAUGGAGGUGAACGGGUCAGCCGAGGUCAUCCCUCUGGCCCUCUAUGACUCUCUUCGGGCUGAGUUCGACCAGCUCUGCAGGCAGCAUGCGGAGGCUCUGCAGGCACUGGAGCGACAGGAAACGUGGGGCGCCCCUGGGGAAGAGGAGGCAGCCGCUGGGGAGGGCAGGGGCAUGGGAGGCAAGACCACCAGGAACGGGCCAACGAAAAUGGAGCUUGACGGUGCCACGGCUCUGGGAUCCAAAGUGAAUGGAGCUGAGACCACAGACGAGGAGGCUACAGGCCUGGAAACUGUGGAAGCAGCUUCUGUGGGGGCUGAGGCCACAGAGACAAAAUCCACGGGGGCCGAGGCCACAGAGACAAAACCCACGGGGGCCGAGGCCACAGAAACAAAACCCACGGGGGCCGAGGCCCCAGAACCCGAGGCUCUGGAAGAGGGAGGAAAUCCAGAGGCAAAGGCCACGGGAGCCAAGGCCACAAAGCUGAAAGCAGAGGAACGGGAAAUGAGGGCCAGCGGAGCAGGCGGCGUGGAGGCCGUGCCCGCAGGCACAGAGACCACACAUGUGGAGGCCACAUUGGUGGGGGCUGCAGUCCCGAGGGCCUCCCCGGACCCGGUUCUCCACCCUGGUGCUGCGGAGGCCUCCGAACAGCUGCAGGCAGAGCUGGAGACCCGGAUUCGCGGCUUGGAGGAGGCACUCCGGCAACGGGAGCGGGAGGCGGCCGCCGAGCUGGAGGCGGCCCACGGCAAGUGCCAGGCCGCUGAGGCCGAGGCUGGCCUGCUCCGGGAGCGGAUGCGCCAGGCUGAGGGCGGCGGAGCCGCUGGGGGCGGUGACAUGGUCCAGCUGCGGGCCGCCCUGGAGCAGGCCCGGGAGGACCUCGGAGUCCGGGACGCCCGCCUCCGGGAGCUGGAGGCGGCCUCAGCCCGGCUGGACGAGGCCCGGGCUGGCCGGCUGCUGGCCGAGGAGGAGGCCCGGGGCCUGCGGGCAGAGCUGGAGCAGCGGGAGGAGGUGCGGCUGGAGCAGAGCCGGGAGCUGCAGGUGCUGCGGGAGCAGCUGGCCACGGCCACGGCCGCCGGGGAGCGGCAGCAGGCUGUGGCCGCCGAGCUGGGCCGAGCACGGGAUGCAGCUGAGGCCCGAGCGGCUGAGCUGUCCGCGGCCUGCGAGGAGGCCCGGCGGGGCCUGGCGGAGCUGCGCGAGGCUUCCGAGGCCCUGCGUCAGUCGGCGGUGCCGGCCUCUGAGCACCGCCGGCUGCAGGAGGAGGCCCUUGAGUUGCGGGGCCGGGCGGCCAGCCUGGAGCGGGAGGUGGUGGCCACGGGCAAGGAGGCCGCCCGGCUGCGGGCCGAGCUGGAGCGGGAGCGUGUGGGGGGCGUGGCCAGCCUGGAGCACGAGCGCAUCGUGGGCGCCUUGCAGGCUGACGUGGCCCGGCUGGAGGGGCAGCUGGAGGAGCUGGGGCGACGGCAUGAGAAGACCAGCGCCGAGGUCUUCCAGGUCCAGAGGGAGGCGUUGUUCAUGAAGAGUGAGCGGCAUGCGGCCGAGGCGAAACUGGCCACAGCAGAACAGCAGCUAUUGGGGCUACGGACCGAGGCCGAGCGGGCACGCCAGGCCCAGAGCCGUGCCCAGGAAGCCCUGGAUAUGGCCAAGGAGAAGGACAAGAAGAUCACAGAGCUCUCCAAGGAAGUCUUCAGUCUUAAGGAGGCCCUGAAGGACCAGCCAGCGGCCCCAGGCACCCCCGAGGUGGAGGCCCUCCAAGGCCAGGUCAAGGCCUUGCAGGAGCAGCUGAAGCAGGCUGCCAGGGACCACAGCGCAGUGGUGGCCUUGUACAGAAGCCACCUCCUAUAUGCCAUUCAGGGUCAGAUGGAUGAAGAUGUGCAGCGGAUCCUGAGCCAGAUCCUACAGAUGCAAAGACUCCAAGCUCAGGGCCGCUGAGCAUCACAGCACUGACCCUCCGCCCGCCAGGCUCACGCGUGGGGGCGUCCAGGCUCACGCGCUGACCUUCUAAGCUCGGACACCAGCCUGGGCCUUCUCGACUGUACUUAGCUGCGUCCACUGCCCCACUGGUCCCUGCACGCACUGGCCAGUGUCAUCCCCAGCCCUGACUGUGCCCUCACCCCCGCCGGAGACCCUGUGAGCCCCCUCUCCCGCACCCUGUCCUGUCGGUCCUGUAACGAGGCACCACCCCGGGCCCUGGGAAUAAAAGCUCUCCGAGCAGAGGA
Leptonychotes weddellii (Weddell seal) is the source of this 4213-nucleotide messenger RNA. NCBI's taxonomy places the organism in Eukaryota, Metazoa, Chordata, Mammalia, Carnivora, Phocidae. The record is from RefSeq and is a predicted model, not a curated record.